AUGGGCUGCAGUUUCUCUUGCAAAAGACCAUCAUCUUCUCCUUCUUCAACCUCAAAAAAAUCGAACUUCAAAAAAGUAAUCAGAAUAGUAGAUUUAAAUGGCUACACUGAAGAAAUAGAUUAUCCAGUGACAGUUGGUGAAGUAACUGGCAAUCCACCAAAGCAUUUCUUGUUCACUCACACUCAGCUCCUAUCUUCUGCCUCAACUCCUCUCAAAUCGGAUACCCUUCUCGAGCAAGGCCGUUUAUACUUCUUGCUUCCUUAUUCUCUCUUCGAUUCCAACGUGUCGCCGUUGGAUUUGGCCCCCAUAGCAAGGAAACUUUCCCAAACUAGCCGCUCAAAAAAAUCCAAAUCAAGAAAGCAAAAUAUUCCUUCAUCGAACGCCGGUUUCUCAGACACGAGUGGUAAUAAAACGGACAACGAUGAAGUGUUACGCGAGCCCAAGUCGAGAUCAUGGAAGCCCGUUUUGGCUACUAUCCGUGAGAGAUCGUUCAAUCAGAGAAGUGAAUCAGAUUUGCUGGAAAUGUGA
Molecule: messenger RNA, 528 nt
Organism: Erythranthe guttata (spotted monkey flower)
Lineage: Eukaryota; Viridiplantae; Streptophyta; Magnoliopsida; Lamiales; Phrymaceae
Source: RefSeq, a predicted model, not a curated record